AUGUCUACUGCGGUCGAAUCCAACCCGCCCGGCGAGGCCAAGCCGGAGGGUCUAUCGAAAUAUAUUAAGCGCAUGAGAACGGUCUUUCGGAGAAGUUCGACCGCAAAAUCGGGUUCUGGUGCUGCGUCGAACAUGGAGGGAAAGGCCGAAUCUAGAGAGGCUGAACAAAUUGCGGGACCUACCGCAGCCGCAGCCCCCAAGCCCACCCCGGCUACUACUACUACCCCGGCCCCUAAACCAACCACGAUCGCAACGUCCCCCGCCGACCAACCCAUCGUCGUCUCCCACUGGAGCGCCAUCCAGGAAGCGCGCACCCGCGCCCUCUUCGCGAAACACGGCCUCUCCCUGGCCGACGACGACGACUGGAAACCCACCGACACUUCGGUCGAGCGCGUCGCGAAACCCAUCCGCAUGCGUGUGCGCCGGAGCUGCCACCGCUGCCAGACGCCCUUCGGAUCUGACAGAGUCUGCGUCAACUGCCAGCACACUCGGUGCAAGAGCUGCCCGCGCCACCCGUCUCCCAGGCGCAAGGAGGACCCGGAGACCGCGUUCCGGAACCUCAUGGCGCAGAAGGGCAAGGGCGUUGCCGGUAAUGCGCCGGUCCCGCAGCAGCAGCAUGGUAACCCGUCGCGCCCGAAGCAGAUUAACGAUGGUAAUCGCAACGAGUACGUGUUGAGAAUUCCGUCGCGGACUGGCGGCCAGGACUUGGUUCGGAAGCCGGUAAUGCAGCGCGUGCGACGCACUUGUCAUCGCUGCGAUAAGCUGUUCGUCGCGGGUUCCAAGCAAUGCUCCGGGUGUGACCAUGUUCGGUGCAAGAAGUGUCCUAGGGAUCCGCCCAAACCAGACAAAUAUCCUGAAGGCUACCCCGGCGACGUCGAACCACCCGUGGAACUACCCCCGCGGACAUGGAAAAAAGUGCGCCGCAGAGUCAGACCCAAGCGCGUCAAACCGGAACCGGACCCAGAGAUAUUCAAAAAGGUCGAAGAACGACUGGCGAGUUUGAGACUUGCAACGGAAUAG
Messenger RNA from Aspergillus affinis, 1020 nucleotides. RefSeq lists its product as uncharacterized. The transcript has 4 exons. The coding region runs from base 1 to 1020 and encodes 339 amino acids. NCBI's taxonomy places the organism in Eukaryota, Fungi, Ascomycota, Eurotiomycetes, Eurotiales, Aspergillaceae. The record is from RefSeq and is a predicted model, not a curated record.